AGUAGUACAAUAGUUCGACAACAGCAUGUAGUUCCGUUUGUGUUCUCAGCUGUUUUACUUCUGUUCCCAAUUCGCCUGGAACGUCUGAUUUGUCUCCUCUACAACUACUAGUGGAUCGCUCUGACUCUUUCAAGGUCAUUCAACGUUCGGGUCUGUUUUGUCCGUGGGUUCCUCUAGUUGGGGAAACAUUUUUUUUCCUAUUUUCUCCUUUGACUCUGGAAGGGUUGAUUACAUCAUCAGCUCAUGCUAGAUCAGCUGCCGUCACUCCAGCAGUAGAAACACUCUCACUACUCUCACCACCCUCGGUCUCCUUGUCCUUGUUUUGAUCCUCAGUCACAUCGUUAGCUUGUGCAGGAUCCCAGGGCCAGCUAGCUAGGACAGUCGUGCCUCAAAAUGAACGUCCACGGGUUGAUCAAGACCAAAGAGCUUUGGGCCUUGCGGACCAUCGUCCACAUCCCGAGAUGUUCGAUUUCGUCCAAGAUGGUGGGAGGGCGUUACCUCAGGGCGGAGAUUGUCCGGAAGAAGGGCCGCAAUCUCGUGAGUGAUCCCAUUUCCAACAAAGGUCUGGCCUUUCCACUCUCGGAACGAGACCGUCUCAGCGUCAGAGGACUCGUGCCUCCUCGGAUUUUGAGCAUUCAGGAGCAGGAGCGGGUCAUCAUGGAUGAAUACACCCGGGGCUGGGCGGCACGGGCGGAGCAAGAGCCCGAAGAUGAGAUCAUCAAGUCCGGGGUCAGUCCCGACAACAUCCGCAAAUGGAAGGUUCUCCAGAGCGUUCAAGACCGAAACGAGACUCUCUUCUACAGAAUCCUCAUGGACAACUUCCAAGACAUGGCGCCCAUCAUCUACACGCCCACCGUGGGCUGGGCGUGCUCGCAUUUCUCGCAACUCUACCGUCGACCCCGAGGAAUGUACUUUUCUCACGGAGAUCGCGGCGAGAUGGCCUCCAUGGUUUACAAUUGGGAAUCCGAUGAAGUGGAUGCGGUCGUCAUCACCGAUGGAAGUCGGAUCCUGGGCUUGGGCGAUUUGGGCUUGGGCGGGUUAGGCAUUUCCAUUGGCAAACUGGACUUGUACGUGGCCGCCGGAGGUUUUCAUCCCCGUCGAGUCCUCCCCGUGGUUCUGGACAUCGGCACCAACAACCAGAAGCUCCUCAACGACCCCAACUAUCUCGGUUUGAAGCAACCCAGAAUCGACGGUGAGGAGUACUACGCCAUUAUGGACGAGCUCAUGGCCGCCAUCAAGCUACGUUGGCCGCGAGCCCUCAUCCAGCAUGAGGAUUUCCAGUCCAAGCACGCGGUCAACCUUUUGAAGAGGUAUCGGUCAGAGUACCUCAUGUUCAAUGACGACAUCCAAGGCACGGCGGCCACGGUCUUGGCCGGGCUCUACGGCGCGCUGAAGGUUCAGGGUCUGCCGCCAGAUGCGUUGAAGAACCAGAAAUUUGUGGUGGCGGGUGCUGGAUCUGCGGCAUCCGGGGUCCUUCUCACCAUCCGAAACGCCAUCACUCGACGGUAUGGUUUGGACAAGCGAGAAGCAGGCAAUUUGAUCUACAUUGUGGAUGAGAGAGGCUUAAUUACCAAGGCUCGUGACAAUCUGGACAAGAUGGAGGAACUCUUCUACGAUCUGAAGACCUUCGCAGCCGAAGAGACCAACAUGGAAGGCAUGGAAUUACUGGAAGUGGUCAAGACGGUCAAGCCCAACAUUUUGAUUGGCCUCUCUGGGGUUGGGGGUAUUUUCACAGAUGAUGUUCUCAAAGCUAUGAACAAAUCCCCAACUCCGCCCAUCAUUUUCCCUCUCUCCAACCCGACCUCUCGCUCGGAAUGCUCUGCCGAAGCUGCCCAGAGAUGCACUGGGGGCCGAGCCAUUUUCGCCUCAGGCAGUCCCUUCCCCUCGGUGACUAUUGACGAUACCAUGAUUGCUUCCUCCCAAUGCAACAAUAGUGAUCAACUCCCCCAUGACGGUGAGCUAGAACCAGGCAAAGUGAUCGCUUCAUCGCAAUGCAACAACAGAUACAUUUUCCCUGGUUUGGCGUUGGGUGCGGCCUUGGGUCAAACGGGUGUGGUGACCAAUGCCAUGAUCAAUCGGUCGGCUGAGGCCCUGGUGGAGUUAAUUUCCGAAGACGAUCUCAAGCGACGUGCCACCUUCCCCGAGAGAGUGGACAUCCGUGACAUCUCCAGUCAUUUAGCUGUCCGGGUCAUUCAACAAGCCAUUGAGGAGGGAUUGAAGAUUGGAAACCUGCAGGCCAAAGAAGCCCUGGAAUAUGAGGGCGAAGAAGGACUAAAAACUUACAUCGAGUCCAAGAUGUGGAAUCCCGAGUAUCGGCCACUCGUGUAUCUCCCUCCGGGGAAAGGUGAAUAAUUGAGGAUCACACACAUCUAAUGGAGUGGCCCCCACUUUUGCAUCAGUGGUGCGUCCAGAGAGGGUGGCAACCGUUGCCAAAUUAUUAUCAUUAUUCGAGACGCCCAGUUACAAUUUAUGCCGUAUUUUUAUGAAUGCAUGUAUGAUCCUUCAUUUCAAAAAUAAGAACGUGCAAAAGAAUCCCACCCCCAA
This is a messenger RNA of Tigriopus californicus, 2544 nucleotides long. RefSeq lists its product as uncharacterized. Lineage: Eukaryota; Metazoa; Arthropoda; Copepoda; Harpacticoida; Harpacticidae. The transcript is spliced from 14 exons. The record is from RefSeq and is a predicted model, not a curated record. Gene Ontology annotation, biological process: malate metabolic process; pyruvate metabolic process. Gene Ontology annotation, molecular function: NAD binding; malate dehydrogenase (decarboxylating) (NAD+) activity. The coding region runs from base 394 to 2352 and encodes 652 amino acids. Gene Ontology annotation, cellular component: mitochondrion.